This is a messenger RNA of Closterium sp. NIES-65, 5103 nucleotides long. NCBI's taxonomy places the organism in Eukaryota, Viridiplantae, Streptophyta, Zygnematophyceae, Desmidiales, Closteriaceae. The record is from the annotation of a GenBank genome assembly.
AUGGCCACCCCCACUGUCCUGACUUUUGACGCUGAGGGUCGCGCCAUUGACUUUGCAGUCUGGAUUGAGGACCUGCAGCUGUACUUACUGUGCGAUGCGAUCGAUGAGGUUUCUCUCUUUAACUUUGUCUCUGGCACUGUCCCUGCCCCUCCUGCUGAUGCUGACCCCACUGUUCGCUCCAAGUGGGCCACACGCGAUGCUGCUGCACGUCUUGCUGUGCGUCGCCACCUCCCUUCCUCCGAGCGUGCACACUUUAGUCAGUGCAAGACCGCUCAGGCCUUGUACGACGCUGUAGUUGCGCGCUACUCCUCCCCUUCCACUGCUACACUGAGCCGCCUCAUGCUACCGUACCUCUUCCCUGACCUUGCUGCCUUUCCCACAGUCACUGACCUGUUUACCCACCUUCGCGCUAGUGACACUCGCUACCGAGCUGCGCUUCCUGCUGCCUUCCUCGCCGAAAACCCCCCUCCCAUGUACAUCACCCUCUACUUUCUAGUCACCCGUCUCCCUGAGUCCCUUCGUGCUGUUAGGGACCAGUUUCUCUCUGUCUGUCCCACCACCCUCACUGUGGACCUCCUUGAGAAGUCCCUGCUAGCGGCCAAGAAGAGCAUAGUCGCUGUAGGGGCCUCUCGUGGUGACCCGCGCACCCCCAUCUUUGAGGGGUGUUCUCCUUCCCCCCUGCUACCCUCUGUCGCCUCUGCUGCUGCGGCCGACCUCGUUGGUUUAGAGUCGGUCGGUGCGGCGUCUGCCCCCAGCGGUAGGCGCCGCUCUGGCAGGAGCAAGGGGGGCAAGGGAGCGGGUGGAGCUAGCGGGGGCGGUGGCGGAGGAGGUGGAGGCGGCGGGGGGAGUGGGGGUGGCGGUGGGGGUGGAGGCGGGGGUGGCGGUCCUGGUGGCGGCGGUGGAGGCGGAGGUGGCGGCGGAGGUGGUGGCGGAGGAGGCAGUGGGAGCGGCGGGGGCGAGGGUGGCGGUGGCGGCGGUGGCGGCGGAGGCGGGGGUGGCGGUGGUGGAGGUGGUCGGAGUGGCUCGUCCCAGAGGAGCGGCACUGGGGGUGGUCAGCGCCAGCAGCAGCAGCAGCGCUCUCGGGACGUCCCCGCCCCUCAGCAGCUCCGUGAGUGGUACUCGCAGCGUCAGCGUGGUGGGGCGUUUGGUCCCUGCGCCUACGUCCUUCGCACCGGCGACCGCGCGGCUAUGUUUGAUCUUGACUUUGAUGCUAUCCUUGCUGCCAUGUAUGCUGUGACUGUUAGUGAUGAUGGUGACUGUUACCGGUGCUUUUCGCCCGACCCGGGCAUUGGUACUGCUGUGUCAGGUGCCGGUGAGGCUGCUGCUCUAGGUGCCGGUGCAUCUGUGCUCUCAGGUGCUAGUGAGUCUGCCCUCUCAGGUACUGUGUCGGCUUCUGCCUCCCACACCUUCACCCUUGACUCUGGGGCGUCUCGCUCCUUCUUUCGGGACCGCACCACUCUCACGCCGCUUAGUCGGCCGGUUGCGGUGUCCCUGGCUGACCCCUCUGGGGGUCCUGUCCUGUCUCGUUUCUCCACAGUCCUCCCGUGUCCGGCGGCUCCCUCUGGCACCCUGACUGGUCUUUACCUCCCCUCGUUCUCUACAAACCUGGUGAGUGGUGCUGACCUACAGGAUGUGGGAGUCCACCAGUUCACUCCUGCUCGUCAGCGGGUGACACACUGCACAGAGGCUAGCAGAGGUCGCCACCUGGCUACGUUUACACGUCACCCAAGGUCGAGCCUGUACACACUGACCACUGCUUCUCCUCCCGAUGCUGAGUCUGGUAGAGUCCCUUCGUCUGGUCAGGUGUUUGCUGCAGCGUCCAGGUCUGGUCCUGAGUCUGCCCCCAGUUCGUGUCGCCGUCUGUCUCACGAGACUCUCCUCUGGCACCACCGCCUUGGCCACCCCUCUCUGCUUCGGCUCAGAGGCAUGGCCUCCCGUCUUCUUGUGUCUGGUCUCCCCCGGUCCCUCCCUCCCCUUCCUCAGGGCCCUGGCCCUGGCUAUGUCCCCUGUGUCGAGGGGCGCCAGCGUGCUGCCCCUCACUCCUCCCAGUUUCCCCCGACAGAGGCUCCGUUGCAGACACUUCACAUGGACGUGUGGGGCCCUGCCCGCGUCCGUGGACUCGGUCACGAGCGCUACUUCCUGUUGGUGGUUGAUGACUACUCGCGUUACACCACAAUCUUCCCCUUGCGCAUCAAGGGUGAUGUCCCUGAGGUGCUGAUCGACUGGAUCCGCGCAGCUCGUCUCCAGCUCAGGCAGAGCUUUGGCUCGGACUUUCCUGUGUUGCGUCUGCACUCGGACAGAGGCGGAGAGUUCUCCUCUGGCCUUCUGCGUGCCUUCUGUCGUGCGCGAGGCAUCCGCCACACCUUCACACUUCCGGACUCACCGCAUCAAAAUGGGAUUGCAGAGCGCCGCAUUGGCAUGGUCAUGGACGUCGCUCGUACGUCUAUGAUGCAUGCGGCUGCCCCCCAUUUUCUGUGGCCGUUUGCGGUGCGGUACGCGGCGCAUCAGAUCAACCUCCACCCCAGGGUCUCCAGGUCGGAGACCUCCCCAGCCCUGCUGUGGACGGGGAAGGUUGGCGAUGCGUCGGCGUUCCGAGUCUGGGGAUCUCGGGCGUUUGUCCGAGACUUGUCUGCGGACAAGCUAUCCCCUCGCGCUGCUCCCUGCGUCUUCCUGGGGUUCCCCCCCGACGCCCCUGGGUGGCAGUUCUACCACCCCACCUCUCGACGUGUUCUGUCCUCCCAGGACGUCACGUUCGACGAGUCGGUACCCUACUACCGCCUCUUCCCCUACCGCACUCCUUCCCUUCCCCCGCCCCCGCUCUUCUUGGUAGACGUGGUCGAGCCUGUCGAGGUCACUGGUGACUCUGGUACUGCUGCGGGAGCUGAGCCUGAGGGUGCUGAGCCUGGGGGUGCGGAGUCUGGGGGUGCUGAGCCCGGAGGGGUGCUGCGACUGGGGGUGCUCCGCCUAGAGGGGCCUUGCCUGAGGGUGCUGAGCCUCGAGGUUCUUCGCCUGGAGGUUCUCCGCCUGGAGGUGCUUCGUCGCGCCGAGAGCCACUCUCCCCACAGGAGCUGCGUGAGUGGUUUGCCCGGCGCUAGAGGCGUACUGCUGGUGCUGGAGGUUCUUCGGCUGCAGAGGGUGCUGCUGCCGCGUGUCCCGGAGGUGCUCGUGCUGUGGGUUCUGGAGUUGCUGGGCCUGCUAAGUUCUCCUGGAGCUGGUGCAGCUGAGGGUGUUGUCGUUGAGACUACUGCUGGCGGUCUGACUGGCAGUGCUCCUGGUGCUGCUGGGAGUUCUGGAGCUGCUGCUGGUGCUGCUGGAGGUGCUGCUGGAGGUGCUGCUGGAGCGGGUACUCCUGCUGGGGGUACUGGUGCUGUCCCUGCUGUUUCUGGCUCCCAGUCACAGCUACAGCCUGCCUCCCCUUUGCCUGCUCCUUCUCCCUACGCUGGUCCGACUGGAGGUCUUACUGAGCGUCGCGAGCCUGCGUCUCAUCCUGCGUCGCCUGUUCGCCCUGCACGCACUAGUGGUUGCGGUUCACGUCAGCGUCCUCCUCCUGUCCCUGGCAUGCACCGGAUGUCUCUGUGUCCGUCCACUGCUCCUCUGCGUGCCCCUUUGCCUUCUCCUCCUGAGUCCACUCUUCCUACUCUUGCCGACCCGGAGUCGGACUCUCUUCGUGCUGCCAGUCCCACUGUCACGCGUCUCCUUGCUACUGCUGUCAAUGACCCUUCCUUCGAGUCGUUUGCUGCGUCUGCCCUUGUCACUGAGCUUGUCGACUUUGCUGCGCGCUGUCGUCUAGACUACGCUGCUAGUCUUGUCGCUGAGUCUGAGUCUGCCUGCCCUCCGUCCGUCGGGGGUGAGUGUGCCCUAGGCACGGACGUCCUUGAGGACAGGCAGGAGGAGUUCCAGUGUCUGGCCGCCGCUUCACCUCAUCUCCCGUCUGUACUGCUCGCCCCAGAGGGAGACCCGGAUGCACUAGACAUCCCGACUCCGCGCUCUUACGCGGAGGCGAUAGAGGGUCCCUACUCCUCUCAGUGGCAGGCAGCUAUGGAUGCAGAGAUGGCUUCCUGGAAGUCCACAGGCACCUACGUAUACGCUGUUCCCCCUCCUGGGGCGAACAUCGUCAGUGGCAUGUGGAUCUUCAGGGUGAAGCCGCCGCCGGGUUCUCCGCCUGUCUUCAAGGCGCGUUACGUGGCUCGUGGCUUCAGUCAGCGGCAGGGAGUUGACUACUUUCAGACCUUCUCCCCCACCCCGAAGAUGACCACUCUUCGGGUACUGCUGCACGUUGCUGCUCACCGUGACUACGAGCUGCACUCUCUCGACUUCAGCACUGCUUUCUUGCAGGGCAGCCUGCACGAGGAGAUCUGGCUGCGUCGCCUGCCUGGCUUCACUGGGUCUUUCCCUCCUGGUACCCAGUGGAGUCUCCGGCGUCCAGUCUACGGUCUCCACCAGGCGCCACGUGAGUGGCACGACACACUGAGGACUACGCUGGCGGCACUUGGGUUUGCUCCUUCUACUGCCGACCCGUCGCUGUUUCUGCGCACCGACACCUCUCUGCCGCCGUUCUACAUCCUCGUGUACGUCGACGACUUGGUCUUUACCACAACUGACACUGCUGGACUCGCCCACGUGAAGUCCGAGCUGCAGAAGAGACACACGUGCACUGACCUGGGUGAACUGCGCAGCUACCUUGGCUUGCAGAUCACCCGGGACAGAGCACGCCGCACCAUUACCCUGACUCAGUCACACAUGGUGCAGCAGGUCCUUCAGCGCUUCGGCUUCACGUACUCCUCGCCUCAGGCCACUCCUCUGCCUACUCGUCACUCGCUCUCAGCCUUGCCUUCGGAUGAGUCCGUAGAGUCGAGUGGCCCGUAUGCAGAGCUUGUUGGCUGCCUCAUGUACCUGAUGACCUGCACACGACCUGACCUUGCAUACCCUCUUAGCAUUCUCGCACGCUAUGUUGCUCCUGGGAGACACCGACCAGAGCACAUGGCUGCAGCGAAGAGGGUGUUGCGCUACUUGUGCAGUACGUCGGGCAUGGGGCUAGUGCUUGGAGGGCGCAGUCCAGUGGUCCUCACAGGGCACGCGGACGCUUCUUGGGCUGACGACUAG